CUCCGCUCCGUUGGUUCCCCUGGACUUUCCCUCCGCCACAUGAUAUCUGACUUCUCCUUCGUCUGAUUCACCGUUGGCACCGUCCGUGUUUUUCUGUCUCUUCUUUAGCUGUUAACUGCAUCUACACAGCCAUGCCUUUAGUAACGAGGCUGUAUGUCUUUCUUUUAUUCACUGUGGUUACGUCCUUCGCCUCUGCUGACAAGAUGACAGCAGCCACGGUAUACUGGGACCCCCUACAUAAGCUGGUCAAGCUGAAAGAGGGGGUGUUGGAGACCGAGGGGGAUGCAUAUGGGUAUCUGAACGAUACCCUGUCCAGUUCAGGCUGGAGCAUCCUAGAGAUCCGUGCCGGUUACGGAAAAACCCCUGAAACUGAUGAGCUCACUUUCUUCCUGGCUGGCUACCUCGAAGGCUACCUCACUGCCCAGCAGAUGAUGGACCACUACACCAACAUGUUUCCGCAGCUGAUCGACAACCCAGAGAUCCUCGGCCCAGUUCAGAGUUUCAUGGCGAAGCAGGACGCAUGGACCAGAGAGCAGGUGAAACUGAACAAGAGCUCUGAUCCUCUGUGGAAACACACAGGCUUCAUCGUAGCCCAGAUGGACGGGCUGCAGGCAGGAGUUGCAGACUGGGCCAAGAAAAAAGGGAAAAAGCCGAUGUCCCUGUUUGACGUCCAGUUCCUGAAUGCAGUGGGAGACCUCCUGGAUCUGAUCCCAGCCUUGGUCCCCACUUCCAACCAUCUGCUCAGAGACUUUAAACUUCCCGGGAUGGGGCACUGCUCUGCACUCAUCAAGAUGCUGCCUGGCUAUGAGAACCUCCUGUUUGCCCACUCCAGCUGGUACACGUAUGCUGCCACAAUGCGGAUCUACAAACACUGGGAUUUCCAUAUCACUGAGCCCCACGCAGCCACUGGGAAACUCUCCUUCAGCAGCUACCCUGGUUUCCUGGUGUCUCUGGAUGACUUCUACCUUUUGGGCAGUGGUCUGAUGAUGACCCAGACCACAAACAAUGUCUUCAACUCCUCCCUUUUUGACCAAAUCACCCCCAACAGCCUGCUGGCGUGGCAGAGGGUCAGGCUGGCUCACAGUUUGGCACAUACCGGAGAAGAGUGGGCCAAAACCUUCUCCAAGUACAACUCUGGUACCUACAACAACCAGUACAUGGUGUUGGACAGGAGCAAAGUGAAGCUGGGCCAGAGUAUUGAUGAAGGUGCUCUGACUGUGGUGGAGCAGAUCCCUGGGCUGGUGGAGCACUCUGACCAGACACAGGCUCUGCGGAGAGGUUACUGGCCGUCCUACAACAUCCCCUUUCACCAGGAGAUCUACAUGAUGAGUGGUUAUGGACAAAUGUGGGAGGAGCAUGGAGAGGACUUCUCUUAUGAUCUUUGUCCCAGAGCCAAGAUCUUCCGCCGUGACCAGGCUGAUGUCAAGGACCUGGACUCCUUGAAGCACAUCAUGAGAUUUAAUGACUACAAGAAGGAUCCCUACUCCAAGGGUGACCCCUGCAAGUCCAUUUGCUGCCGUGGGGACCUGAGGGCAGUGAAGCCUUCACCAGGAGGUUGCUAUGACACUAAGGUAACAGAUUUCCUCAUGGCUGGGGACUUCCGUGCGGAGGCGGUGAACGGGCCAACGACACAGGACGGACUCCCGCCUUUCAUUUGGGAUAAAUUCAGCAGCAUCAGCCACCAGGGCCUGCCGCGGUACUACAACUUCACCUUCGUCAAGAUGCAGCCUCUUCUCUUCAAGCCAUGAGGUGUGUGUGUGUUUGUGAGUGAGACAAAGACAGAUGCCUUCUGUCUGAUGCUCUAAGAAUAAUGAAUGAUGAGGGUCAAAGGUACAAUCUGCACAAUGGUUAUUUUUUAUUUUAACUGUUGCUUACAGUUCAGAGUUGCAUCCCACCAACAUAUGCUUUCUUUUUAAAUCCUACGUAACCAUAUUUCCUUCCACCUGAUAAUCGAAUCAAACUGCCAGUUCAGUUCAGUUUUUUAACACUUACAUGUCUCAGGGUAUGUUGGAUGAUUUGCUUUGUAAUACCGUAGAAAUCAGUUGCAGCCAUAUGUGCCUCGAACACAACUUGAUUUUAAAAAUACAGAAUAAAUGCACUAAAUCAGUGGUUAUACCGUCUUUAAUCCUUUUGUUUUAAAUGCUUAAAUUUCUUCCUACAUGCGAACACUAUAUCAGUGCAAUGUCAUACUCAGGGCUUCUCUGAUGCUGUGAUUUAUGUGCAUCUAUUUCUUAUGCUGUGCAAAAUAAAGAUCUCUCAGGUUUGUAUUUUUGUGUAAGCUUCUGUUUUUUGUAAUAUAACGUGUAAUACUGCACUGUAUCAUGCCAUCUUCUCAAGUGUUAAAUGUUUAUUAAAGUUUUACAGUUGUGCCGGUGUA
Messenger RNA from Dicentrarchus labrax (European seabass), 2377 nucleotides. RefSeq names its product phospholipase B domain containing 1a (gene plbd1a). The transcript is spliced from 11 exons. Gene Ontology annotation, molecular function: glycerophospholipase activity. Gene Ontology annotation, cellular component: extracellular region. NCBI's taxonomy places the organism in Eukaryota, Metazoa, Chordata, Actinopteri, Moronidae. Gene Ontology annotation, biological process: phospholipid catabolic process. The coding region runs from base 132 to 1748 and encodes 538 amino acids. The record is from RefSeq and is a predicted model, not a curated record.